Messenger RNA from Striga hermonthica, 1836 nucleotides. Lineage: Eukaryota; Viridiplantae; Streptophyta; Magnoliopsida; Lamiales; Orobanchaceae. The record is from the annotation of a GenBank genome assembly.
AUGGAGACUAACACAAGCCGGAUGGUUACCUUGAAUAGGUCCAAUUACCAUGUGUGGAAAGGGAAGAUGGAAGAUCUCUUGUAUGUGAAGGAUUAUUAUUUGCCCGUGUUUACCGAUGAGAAGCCGUCGGACAAAACAGAUAAAGAAUGGGAGCUUUGUCACCGUAAGGUGUGUGGCUACAUUAGGCAAUGGGUAGAUGAUAAUGUCCUCAACGACGUUAGUGAAGAAAAGCAUGCACGGACCUUGUGGAAUAAACUCGAAGAGUUGUAUGCGCGAAAAACCGGGAACAACAAGUUGUUUUUGAUCAAGCAGAUGAUGGCUUUGAAGUACCAGGAUGGAAAGACUAUGUCACACCACUUGAACACAUUCAAAGGAAUCAUUAAUCAGCUGGCUAGAAUGAAUAUCAAGUUUGACGAUGAAAUACAAGGGUUGUGGCUUCUUGGUACUUUAACGGACUCGUGGGAGACGUUCAGAACGUCUUUGUCUAACUCAGCCCCGAAUGGAAUUUGCUCCAUGGAUAUGGUGAAGAGCAGUGUCCUGAACGAAGAGAUGAGAAUAAAAUCACAGUGUUCUUCUUCACAGACGGAUGUCUUAUUCGUUGAAAGGCGGGGGAGAAGUAAAAGCAAGGGUCCGAUUGAUAGAAAUCGAAGCAAAAGCAAGUCUGGAAGUUAUGCCAACCUUGAGUGUCACCAUUGUGGCAAAAAGGGACACAUCAAGAGGUAUUGCAGAAAGUUUCUCAAGGAGAAUCCGAAUGGCAAAGGCAAAGAAAAGAAGGCUGGAGAUGGUGAAGACGGUGAGAAGGUAGCGACGGCUACCGAUGACUUUCUUAUCAUUUAUGAAGGCGAUGCCGUCAAUGUCGCUUGCCAGGAGACUAGUUGGGUGAUCAAUAGCGGUGCUUCAAUUCAUGUCACAUCGCGAAUGGAUUUCUUCAGGUCCUACACUCCCGGUGAUGACGGAAGUGUUAGGAUGGAAAAUGAUGGUAUUGCUAAGGCAGUUAGCAUGGGAGACGUGCACUUGGAGACUGAAAAUGGCAACACCUUAGUUUUGAGAGGUGUGAAGCAUGUUCCCAACAUUCGCAUGAAUUUGAUAUCUACCGGCAAGCUCGAUGAUGAAGGGUUUUGUAACACCUUUCGAGACGGGAAGUGGAAACUCACGAAGGGAUCCUUGAUUGUGGCGAGAGGGCAAAAGUAUUCUUCAUUGUACGUGAUGAACGUGAAGAUUGUGGAUCAUAUGAUCAAUGCGGUGGAUGAUGAACGCACUGUGGAACUUUGGCACAACCGACUUAGCCACAUGAGUGAGAAGGGUUUGACAGUGUUGGCCAAGAAGAAUCUCCUCCCAGGUGUGAAAAUGGGUUUUCUGAAGAAGUGUGCUCAUUGCUUGGCGGCAAAGCAAACCAGAGUUGCCUUCAAUAGAGUUCCCCACCCACGGAAAACAGGUAUUUUGGAUAUGGUCCACUCUGAUGUAUGUGGUCCAAUGAAGACGAGAACACUUGAUGGUGCCUUGUACUUUGUGACUUUCAUUGACGAUAAUUCAAGGAAGAUUUGGGUGUAUAUAUUGAAGUCAAAAGAUCAAGUUGUAGACGUCUUCAAGCAGUUUCAUGCUCGUGUGGAACGAGAAACAGGUGUGAAGCUUAAGUGCAUCCGAACAGAUAAUGAAGGUGAAUACUGCGGACCAUUUAAUGAGUAUUGUAGGCAGCAGGGUAUUCGACACCAAAAGACACCUCCGAAGACUCCUCAGUUGAACGGGUUAGCUGAGAGGACGAACCAGACACUAGUUGAGAGGGUACAGCCGGACAUCGUCAGACCAUUGUGUGUUCGUCAAGAGGUAUUCCGAUGA